AUGGCGGCUUCGCCAGAAUCAUCCCUUAUAGAACAGCUUGUUCGUCUUCGGAAUGAGGCUUCUCAUCCAGACUCCGCCCAUCACCUAUCCUCCCUCCUCUCCUCACACAAUGGUACUUGUCCUGCGAAGUACCUGCUUCCAUGCUUCAAGGACAUCUAUAAGUCCCUUCCCGAAGCAUUGAAGUCUCACAAUGACGAGUUCAUUGUCCGUCUUCGUGCUCAGGUGAAGGCUGCCACCCCGGAUGUUGCAUCGCUGAUCGGGACAGACUCCCGGGCUGGCUUCAUUGAUGCCACCACCGGAAGACAUCUCACACACGCUGCCAUCCAAGACUUUGUCCACAACUUCCACUUGCCUAUUGGUCUAUCCAAACAUGGCAAGCCUCGCAUUGCUGUCAUCUUGCCCAAUGGACCAUUGAUGGCCAUUGCGGUCCUUGCAUUCACAAACAGGUAUACCAUUGUGCCCAUGGCAUCAAACACGGUGCCAGAGCAGCUUCAUAUGGAUAUGGAUCAGGUCCAAGCCGAUGCUGUCGUUGCAUUGGAUUCCGAUCUUGACAAAUUGCAAUUGGACAAUGGCAGUCGGCCGGUAUUUGGUAUCGAGCCACUAGAGGACCUGACUUUCCGGGUGGUCUCUCAACAGCAUGCUUUUGGUGCAUCAAAUAUCCCCUCCAAUGCCGGAAAUGAUAUCGCAAUUAUCCUUUUCACCAGCGGUACAAGCGGUACUAAGAAGCUGGUCCCAAUCACUAUCUAUAACCUCAUCGCUGGUACGAUGGCCACAAUUGAAUCGGUCGAAUUGUCCGAAACAGACACAUGUCUUAACAUGAUGCCGCUGAACCAUGUUGGUGGUAUCAUUCGCAGUAUCUUCUCCCCCCUCAUCGCUGGCGGUGCGACAAUUUGUUGCCCGUCUUUUGACCCCAGCAUGUUCUGGGAUGCUGUCGAAAGCCCACACAUGACACCAACCUGGUACUAUGCCACACCAACCAUGCACCAGAUGAUUCUUGGCGAAGCCCAACAUCGCCCCGAGGCUGUCAAGCAAAGUGCCAUCAAAUUCAUCUGUAACGCUGGUGCUGGUCUCCCGCCGACGCUCGCCGCACAACUUCACGAUACUUUCCACAGUGUCAUCCUUCCCAGUUAUGGUAUGACUGAGUGCAUGCCUAUUGCUGCGCCGCCAAAGGACUACACUCUUGAUCGUCAUGGAACAUCAGGACGCAUCGUGGGUCCUGAGGUGGCAAUCAUGGAGGGGGGCUCUCCCGUCGCGCGACCUGGAAUGCUCGGACACAUCUGUAUUCGUGGAUCACCCGCUUUUGAGGGAUACCUUACCCCCGACGGGAAGAUUGACACUAGCGCGUUCGACGCAGCUGGCUGGUUUGAUACAGGUGAUCUGGGAUACCUCGAUGCUGACAACUACCUAUACAUCACUGGUCGCAGCAAGGAGGUAAUCAACCGUGGCGGUGAAAUUAUCUCUCCUGUCGAAGUGGAAGAUGCCGUGCUGGCCGCGGCUAGGGAUCCCGAAUCUCCACUGUACGGUCGUGUUGCCGAGACAUUGGCCUUUUCUGUCCCCGAUGAGGUGCUACAAGAAGUCGUUGGUGCAGUCAUCACCACACCUCCCGGUGUUCCACGCCCAGAUCUCCGCAUGCUCCAUGAGGCUCUUCACCCCAUCAUCCACCAGCCCAAGUGGCCUGCAUUGAUCGUAUACAUGGACCGUGUGCCCAAGUCAAACAACAAAAUUCAACGUAUCAAGCUUGCCGAGCGAUUACGUUUGGACACCCUCACCCCAACCACACCCCUGGCUGACCGUCACUUCGAGGCCGUCUGCCCCCCUAAUGGUACCCCACUCAGUGCUUCCAUUGAGAGCAACCAGUGUAUUGUCGACGAGCACAAUAUCAGGGAAGUUCUAGCCAGAAGGGCUAGCAGCCCCGAAGUGCACAUUCACACACACCCUCGCGAUGGGUUCGCGCAGGCUGUGCUGUUUGGCGCGAGCUCAGGUGAUGAGCCUAUCACCCCCGAGGACCUUCGCAGCCACCUCGACGGCUACCUUAUUCCCAGCCGUAUCACUUCCCUCGAAGGUCCCAUGCCUCUUGAUGCUUUCGGUAAACCCGAUCAAGCUGCUAUUGACGAGGCGGUUCGUGCCCGUUACUCAGAUGGCGAUCUGACACCCACCCAGUCCCGUGUUCGUGAAAUCUUUGCUGCGGCCUUGUCUUGCGGGGCAGAGGAUGUUUCUGGGAUGACAGACUUCUUUGCCGCUGGCGGUGACAGUCUAAGCGCUGGUCGUUUAGUUUCGCAGCUUCGUCGUGAAUUCGGUAUAUUCCUUGCCGGUGAUAUUCUCUUCCACCACCCCACUAUUGGCGAGGUGGAAGACAAGAUCACCGAAGCACUCGAUAUCAAGGCUAUGAAGGGUGACCAGGGAGAGGUGGUGCUACCCGGCUGUGAGAAGACAUAUAGCAGCACUAACCCGCUCCUCAUGUUUCUCCACCUGUUCCCGAUCAUGAUUUUUGCCCCCAUGAAGCGAGCCUUCCAAUGGUUGGUGUUCGCCUAUGUUAUGGCUGAGUGCUCAACUCGCUUCCCUCUCAGUGACCACCUCAUUGGUCGCGUUGUCCUGAUUGUUCUGGCUGUUUUGUCUGCUCGUGUCGCUGGACAUGUAGUCUUCCCCAUCUGUGGCAUCACUUUCAAAUGGCUCGUCAUCGGUCGUCACAAGGAGGGUAUCUUCCCCAUGUGGGGCCCAUAUCACACUCGAUGGUGGUUGACCCAAAAGGCGUUGCAGAUUUGCGGCAAGGGCAUGUUCAGUCGUUUCAACUGGUCUCGCGUGCUAUUCUACCGCCUCCUUGGUGUAAAGAUUGGCAAGAACGUUACUCUUCACCCGAUGGUCAAACUUGGUGAAUAUGAUCUGAUCGAGAUUGGUGACAACGUCGUCUUGGAUGUCUGCCAGUGCCGGCCUUUCGCCGUCGAGCGCAAUACUUCCAUGCUUCUGAAGCGUAUCGCUAUUGGCAAGGACUCAUCCGUUGGUACCAAGUCUAUCCUCGCCCCGGGUGCUGUUGUUCCCGAGAACACUUGCAUUGGUCCCAACUCAUCAAGCUGGGAACUUCAGGAUGCCGAUGAGUCUAACCGCGACUUACUCUCCUCACGUAUCCCUCAGCCUCACUGGAUUUGGUCUAUCAUUCUCAUUGAGCCCAUCAAGAUUCUUGUUUGGGUUGCUUCACGUCUCACCUGGAUGGGUGGUCUUGUGCCCAUGGUGUACUCGUACCCUAAGACAUCAGCCGACAUGUUUCUUGGUACCCUGGAAUGGUUUACCAGUAGCCAGCGAAUUGGAUAUCAUAUCACCGCAAAGAUUUGCCGUGCAAUCGGUAGUCCGAUUGUGCAAUUUGCCGCUGUCUUGGCUUUUAAGACCCUCCUUGAUCUCUUCUGCGGCAAGCCCAAGCCCGGUCCUGCCUCCAAGCAAACUCAACGCCAGAAGGUUCGGAGCGCUGUGCUUUCGCAGAUCUUGCCUGCCGGUGACAUUCACGAGCUGACUCGUCUUGUCGGUCGUCACUAUGAGGCUGUCUCUAUGGCUGUCCGUUGCCUCGGUGGCAAGGUCGGCAAGCGUGUCUACUGGCCUAGUGUCGGUCCUGCUGUUCCUGACUUCGACCUGGUAGAAGUUGGCAACGAUGUUGUCUUCGGUUCUCGGUCCACCAUUAUCACAUCCGAUGGCUACGGCCGUGAUCGUGUCACAAUCGGUGACGGCACUAUGGUCGGCGAUCGUGUCAUUGCUCUCCCCGGUACUACCAUCGGUCGCGAAGCUAUGAUCGGUUCUGGUGCUUUGCUUCGCCGUAACGGAGACUUUCCCUCAAAUACUAUCUGGACGGGUAGCAAGGGAGGCAACGCAGUGCAGUUGGGUAACACAAUGCCAAUGUCGAAUGCUCCGACCGUGGUCGACAGCAGUAGCAGUGGCAGCAGCACAAACGGCGACAGUGACGAUGAGAAGCGUGCUUAUGACGACAGAUGCGGAGAUGACAAGAAGUCCUUCAGCGAGAAGCAAACUGACCUCGGCGGUAAGGAACAGUCUGCUGAGAUUGAGAUGGAUACCUGCAAGCCUUUUGGUCGCGCAUUCUACCGCCACGAGUCCAACUACUAUGUCCUUCGCAUCUGGCAGAUCGUGAUCUACUCCGUCAUUGCGGUAGUCUUCACAACCGUGUUCUGGAUUAUCUCCGUCCCUCUGUCCCUCUUCGCUCUGCGUGGUGCUAUCACUCAUAGCAGCUCCGCGGCCCUUCACCCCGGUCCAUGGCGUCCAUUUGUCAACUAUGGCAUCCUCGCCGCGGUUUUGGGCGCAAUCAGUACUGUGCAGGUCUUUAUGGCCAUCGGGGUCGUAAUCAGCAUCAAAUGGAUGGUUAUGGGUCGCCGCCAGGAAGGAAGCUUCCACUGGGAUAAGAGCAGCUAUAACCAGCGCUGGCAAUUCCUUCUCUCCUGCGAGACAAUGAUCAAGGACUGCUACGGUAACCUAGGUCUUCUUCCUCUGAUGAGCGGUACUGCCUGGCUGGUCUGGUACUACCGUCUUCUUGGCGCGACAAUCGGAAAGGACUGCGCUAUUCACGCCAACGGCACGCCGAACGUCUUCUUCACUGAGCCUGACCUCCUGACUCUCGGUGAUCGUGUCGCCGUUGAUGAUGCCAGUUUGGUGUGCCACUUGAACUCUCGUGGUGAAUUUGAGUUACAUCAUUUGACGGUCGGAGACCGCAGUAUCUUGCGCGCUGGAUCGCGCUUGAUGUCUGGUGCUUCGAUGGGUCAGGAUACUUGUCUUUUGGAGCACACUUUGGUUCUGUCUGGUGACCAUGUCGAAGAUGGAACCACUAUGCAGGGUUGGCCAGCUGGGCCCUUUGAGGGCAAUCGUGCUUAG
Messenger RNA from Penicillium verhagenii, 4863 nucleotides. Its product is annotated as non-ribosomal peptide synthetase. Gene Ontology annotation, biological process: fatty acid metabolic process. The record is from RefSeq and is a predicted model, not a curated record. Gene Ontology annotation, molecular function: phosphopantetheine binding; medium-chain fatty acid-CoA ligase activity. Lineage: Eukaryota; Fungi; Ascomycota; Eurotiomycetes; Eurotiales; Aspergillaceae. Bases 1 to 4863 code for a protein of 1620 amino acids. The transcript is spliced from 3 exons.